CUCGGCCUUGCGUGCGUCCUCUCCUUCUCUCACUCUUUCUCUUUCUCUUCGCUUCCCACCGUUCUUCUCUUCUGCCUCACUACGUUUAUAUUAUCGUCCCUUCACCCGCGACACAAUGCCGCCUCAAAUUCACGCACUCCGUGUCGUCUGUCAUGUUCUCGCCGCGGCCGUCGCGCGCACCUUUUGAAUUCCGCCCCCCGCCCGCCGCCGCCCCGCCGCACCGCCGUAGCCGUCGAUGCGAUGCGGUGCGGUGCGGUGCGGUGCGGUGUGGUGUGGCGUGGCGUGGCGCAGCGCGGUGUGGUGCACCCACGCCCCGCUAAAUGCAAUCGCGCGCGAGGGUGGUUGGCGCGUUAUCGUUAGUGGUUCUCGCGCUCCUCACGGCGUGUGCGUGCCGGUCACGUCGCGCCAAGCACCGACGACACUGCGCGGUGCGACGUUUCUUACGAUGACGUCUCUCCGCUCUCCGCCGUCGACUCCGUCGAGCGUUGUUGUUCGUGCCGAUAACUCGCGAUACCUCGCGAUACUACGCCGAACGAUAUAUCACGAGCCGAACUGAGAGAGGCGUACCGUGUACGUAUUCCGUGCGUAUUUCGUGCGUACAAUACUACUCGCACAAUCUCGUAGUGCUGCGUGAAAUCUUCCUCCGAGAGGGACUUGCUCGACGCAACACGCGCGUACACGAACCGUGUUUCGCGGACGACUCGCAGACUUCUCCGCCGCUUUUUACGUUUCUCCUCUGCUCUCGCGAGUGCCUCUCCUCUUUUUCUCUCUCUCUCUCUCUCUCUCUCUCUCUCUCUUUCGAGUUCUCCUGCCCUCGCCUCCGCGGCGCAAACUCUCCCUGUCCCUCUCUCUCUCUUUCUCUUUCUCUCCCUCUCGUCGUGUAAACACGCGCGCACACACACACCGCAGAAUCUGUAACCGCGGCAGCAAGAGUCGGCACCGCACUGCUCGACCGUAUCGCUUGCUCGGCCGCUCGAACCGCACCGCUCGUACGUUUCCGUUGUUGCUCGACGACGCUCGGUCGUGUUCGGGUUCGAAGCCUCACGGCGGUGGAGGCGGUGGAGGCGGUGGUGGAGGCGGCGGCGGCUGUGGCUGGUCCGGCAUAGUCUGUCCUUUGCUACUUUCCACUCACGCCGAUCUCCCUCUCUCCCUCUCUCUCUCUCUCCCGUCCCUCCUUUCCUGUCUCUUCCGCCCGUCUCUUUUCCUCUCUCUCUCUCUCUCUCUUUUAUCGUGCGCACGUCCGACUGCCUCUCACUCUCUCUCUCUCUCUACCAUUAAACCCUCAUCCUCCUUUCCCUCUUCCUUCCCUCUCGCUCCUCAAAUGUACUUCUCCGUUUCUUCCUCUUCCUCUCUCUCCCACGCACGUGCGCUUCCUCUCUCUCUUUGUCGCUCGUCUUCCCUCCUUUUCUCCCAUGAUCGUUUCAUCUCCCUUAUUCCGCUCCCCUUCUCCUCCUCCUCCUCUUGUCUCUCUCUUCUCGUCCGUCACACUCAUCCACCUCCCACACCCACCGCCCUCCUCUUUCGCCCUCUUUCUCCCCGUCUUUCUUCUUCUUUCUUCGUACGUCUCUCAUUCUUUGCAUCCUCCAUUUUUGUUUUUUUUCUUUUUACGACUGUCCUCGUCCCGCUCGCGGCCAAGGAUAGUCGAUGAGCGGACUCGACAGGGUUAAUCGAUCGCCGGCGAUCGAUGGUAAAUCAUGGCACGCGCCCUGGCGAUCGAUUGAGAUAGAUCGAUCGUAAGUGCAGCCCGCGCGAUCGUUACCCGGUACGCGGCUACGUCGGCCGCAUCGACGAUAAGGCACUACCGCGGAGAGAGAAAGAGAGAGCGAGAGAGAGAGAGAGAGGGAGAGAGACGAGCGUAUAACGGUCACUCUCCGCGCGUGUAGCAGCCAACGACGAAGCCAGGGCCGAAUUUACAACGGAUCGGUACGUCCUUUCCACCUAUGGACCGAGGACAUUAUGCAAAUUAGCUCUCGCGCGCGAGCGACAAGAUUGUAUUUGCGUGAGGAUGUUGCAAUGGAACCAAAGCAAAAGACGGACCAAUCUAAGAAAAAGUCACCUAAUUUAUCCAUGAUAGCGAACGUUUGGGCCUUAUCCUGUGCCUUAGACCUGGGUUUACUUUGCGAAUCUUCUCUCAAGGAAGUCGUCAUCGCGAGUUGCUCUGAGUUGGACUUUCCGUCUACCACCGAGGAUGCUGGGAAAUCUUCUGAUCACGAAAGGACGAACGAUCAGGAGGAUGACGCUACCAAGUCCGCAAAUAUCUUCGGUAACUCAUGGCCGUUCAUUGAUCCGACGCAAAUUAAGCAGAUCACUAGUACGAAACCCGCUCAAAGGAAGCGAAGGAGAAAAGUCAGAUUAUCGUUGAAACGAUAUAAGAAACCGAGAACCGUACAUUCGAAAAUCAAUGACGCAAUAGUGGAUCUUGCGAUCGAGAAUGAUACCUCACUGUCGCUGCAAGGAUCCGAGCAAGAAAAUUUGGACGUAUCGCAUGAUCGGUCGGCAAGAUUAUCGGCGAGGGAGAACUCUUCGUCAACGCGAUCUCGCGUUUUCGUCCGCGAUGAGGACGAGCGUUUGUCCGGAAGUUCCGGAUCGAGCCAGGACGAAGAAGAAGUAAUUAGUCAAACGAGCUCGGAGAUCGCUCCGGUUGAUUAUUCCGGCUCCGGAUACUCCAAAUUCUACUCGCAAAGUCAUGCGAAGGAAGACUCGCAAAAUCGGGAGGAGUUAUCCGAAUAUCCUGAUUAUUUUAUGAACGUCUUGCGAAUCGAUAAUAGCAUUGAGAAUAAUGAUCUCGAUACCUCGGAGGAUGUAACGUCGAUUGCUGAUACUUUUAAGGAUGACGACGAGCCUUUGCUCGUCAAGUUUGCAAAAUUUUCGGAACGACGUGCGACACGCAAGAGUCUUGAGAAUGAAAACGUUUCGCGUAAAACCAGAGGAAUGUUAUUGAGAAAGAAGAAAUCCGAGUUGGAAAACGAUAGGAAUCAUUCUGUCAUGUCUAAGAGAAAGAGAAACAAAUCGGUGGAACCGAAAAGAAAUACUCGCAAUUCCGCGGCGCAUAAUAAUCAUAAUCGGCGGCGAAUUUCCCACGAUUCGGAGGAAAAUUCUUCAAAAAGCAAAUCGAAUUCAAGAGAUGACGUCACUAGCACGCGUGAUGUCGUGGAGGAAAUUGUACAGAAAUGUUGCGACUGUAAAACGCGACGGCGGCGUUCUCGCAAUUUUACAAAUACUGCCUGUCCGUGCAAGAGAAAUCCAAAAGACACAGCCGCCGCAAUUAUGCGAGAUAUUCAAGAGUGUAUAAGCACGAAAAUUGCAAAGGAUGACAAAAAUAUUGAGGAAACGAUUUCUAAAAAUGGAAGAGAUAUGCUCGAGAAGUCGAAUCAUAAGGAUCCCAGUCAAGAUGUUUCCAUGGAAUACGAGUGGGUAGAUAAGAACGAGUUUAAAGAUCAGGAUCAAUCAUCCCAGAAAUUUGAACGAUCAACAAAUGUUGAGGAAUCAUUAAUAAAUGUUAAUCCGGUUGGCAGGCGUCGCAAGAAGAGAUACAGAUAUUCGAUCGAUUGUAAACAAGACGAAAAUACGGAGACGGCUUAUCGUAGCGUCUUUCACGAUUGCGUCGAUUUCGAUACUCCGCGAUCGGCACCAUCCUUGAAAAUAAACAUGGAGGAGAUCUGGAAAUCGGAGGACAGCAGCGACAACGACGAUAGGAUCCACUCAUCUUGGCGUCGAUCGACCUUAGAAUCUUCAACUGAAGAAUGCGGUAACGAAGUUAUUGAUAGCGCGAUGUUAUUGGCUAUGAAGAUUGUUAGUGACGAUUCUAUAAAAGAUGAAAAAUGUGAUGAUAAGGAUGAAACAUUGAAUAAUGCGUGUUUGAAGUAUCACGAAAAGUCAGAUAUUUUCCCAAUAAAAAUAAAUUCUUUUGAUGAUUCGAAUGAAGCUAUGGAGGAUAUAAAAUUCAUGGGCCAACGUGACGAAGCUAUAAUCACAUAUACAAAUAAAAAUAGAACAAUUAGGAGAUCGGCUUCGGACGGUAACUUUGCCAAAGAUGAGGACAAUGAUUCCAAGGACCAAGGUACAGUCGCAAAAAAUAUGAAAAUUAAUAGCAAAGUAAAUGUAAUGCGACAAUGCUCUCGUAACAAAGAUAACAAUUUGAAGCAUGAUGAUGAAAAAAGCGAAAGUGGCCCGCGUAGAGUGACCAGAGCUCUAGUAAAGACUAAAAAUAUUAACGAGAAUCAUCCCGGUAAACUAGUAUGGGGAUUCUUUUCAGGAUGGUGGCCAGCACUAAUCGUCGAUGCCGAACAUGUAGGAAUGGCUCCUGAACCUGACAAGUUGUGGGUCUUUUGGAUCGGAGAAUCGCAAAUAUCGUUGCUCAAACCAGAAACACAGAUACAACCAUUCUCGAGGAACUUGGAGGAGCGAUUGUCGCAACCGUCUCGUAAAAAUAUUCGUUCGCGUGCCAUUGACGCGACUAUACAGAUACUACGCCAACGUUUCAACUGUACUCUGACAAAGCCUUAUUAUUAUUGGAUACGACGAAACAUAGCUAAUUUGGAGACAUUGGAUGAUCUAACGUUUCAUCCGUACCCGGAAAACAUACAAGAAAAAUUAGAUGGUCUGAAGGAAAAAAACUCCAAAGCUACUAAGAAAUUUAUGUCACGUCGGAAAAGUUCACCAGAGCCGCCACCAAAAAAGCAGAAUACGGAAAAAAAUAAAAAUGUAAAUACAAGCUGGGAACAAAUCGAUGAUGAGCGCUUAUGUUUACAAAGCCAACAGCCUGGUGUGAUAGCCUGGGCAAAAAUCCCUGGACAUUGCUGGUGGCCCGCAAUGAUUAUUGAUUAUCGUGACUGUUGUUUAAAAGAACCGAGUUUUGGCUGUCAAUGGAUUAUGUGGUAUGGGGAUUAUCAAGUUUCGGAGGUGCGUCAUCUCGAAUUUUUGAAAUUUCACAAAGGAAUAGAAAAGAUGCGAGAGUACAUUCAGAAUACAAACAGACUACCAUAUCUUGAAGGUGUACUUCAAGCUUCCAAGGAUUAUUGCUCACGGUUAGGAUGCGACACGGAUAACUGGACUUUAGAUAAUGUCUUUGAAUAUUUUUCAAAUAAUAUUCACAUACCGUCUAACCAAUUACAAGUUUCAGACUCUAACAGAAUAUAUGAUAAAUAUUCCAAGGAGAUGGUAAAAAAAAUCAACGAAUUCAAAUUCAAGUCGGAUAUAGAUGUUGAACGAAAGCGUGAUAUAAAAGCGAGUAAUGAUUUUCGGCGCAUAGUAUCAGGAGACUGUGAUUUGGAAAAUUUAUGCUUAAAAUGUUUGAAAGUUCCUAAAGGUAGAAAGGAGGUUCAUCCGUUCUUUGUAGGAUCCUUAUGUAAAAAAUGCUCGGAUGAAUUUAAACCGUGUAUGUUUGUGCAUGGGAACGAUGGCAAGUGCUUUUAUUGUACAAUUUGUGCCAACACCGGAACUGUUCUUAUUUGUGAUUCAGAAGAUUGUCCACGUGUUUAUUGUACAGCUUGUUUGAAAUUUUUGAUAUGUCCAAAAUCAUUUGAUGACAUGUUGUUGGAAGAUCCAUGGGAAUGUUUCCUCUGCAGAGACAAAACUAAACAGCCCAAAGAUUUGAUAUUGCGUCCGCGAUUAAAUUGGAAAGAGCAUUUUACAAAAAUGUUCCGUACAACUCCUAAUUUCACAAAUGAUGUAGAUAUUGCAAAUUUGAAAAAGCAGAAUAAAGCUGUACGUGUGUUGUCUCUUUUUGAUGGCCUGAGCACUGGUUUUUUGGUGCUUCAAAAAUUGGGCCUCGUUGUGGACGUUUAUUACGCUAGUGAAAUUGAUGUAAAUGCCUUAACGAUUAGUUCUGCUCAUUUUGGCGAUCGUAUUACUUAUCUAGGAGAUGUAAGAAGUAUAACAAAGGAAAAAAUUCAAGAAAUUGCGCCGAUUGAUUUGCUAAUUGGUGGGUCACCAUGCAACGAUUUAAGUCUAGUCAAUCCGGCGCGAUUAGGUCUCCACGAUCCAAAGGGGACAGGCAUUCUCUUUUUCGAGUACUGCCGAAUUAAAAAACUAAUAGAAAAAGCCAACAAAGAUCGACAUAUGUUUUGGUUAUUUGAGAAUGUCGCUUCUAUGCCGACUGAGUAUAGAUUAGAAAUUAACAAAAAUUUAGGACGAGAACCUGAUGUCAUAGAUUCGGCGGAUUUUUCACCCCAACAUAGACUGAGACUUUACUGGCAUAAUCUUCCCUUUAAUCCAUAUAUGCCGCUAUUUGAAAGCCGACAAGACGUUCAGGAUAAGCUUACUCCAAACUUGAAUCGAAAGGCUCUUUGCAAGAAACUUCAUACAGUUACGGGCAGAACGGGUUCCUUACUACAAGGAAAAGCAGAAUUAAAACCAAUUAUAAUGAAAGGCAAAACUGAUACGAUAUGGAUUACUGAACUCGAAGAAAUUUUUGGUUUUCCACGACAUUAUACAGAUGUGAAGAAUUUAUCAGCCACAAAUCGACAGAAAAUACUCGGAAAGUCUUGGAGCGUACAAACACUUAUUGCCAUAUUACGACCUUUAUGCUUAUAUUUUAAGUGCAAUGAAGAUGAGACAAACAAAAAGUCUGUUUUUUUUAAAGAAGAUAAUUGAAUUAUCUCAGCAUUGCAAUAGAUACUUUUAACGAAAAUUUUGAUCUAGCAAAGUUUUUUUAUCGAAUAGUACAUAGUUAAGCAAUGAUUUUUUAUCUCAUGCUAUUAUCAGGUUAAUUUAUGA
Molecule: messenger RNA, 6717 nt
Organism: Acromyrmex echinatior (Panamanian leafcutter ant)
Lineage: Eukaryota; Metazoa; Arthropoda; Insecta; Hymenoptera; Formicidae
Gene: Dnmt3
Product: DNA methyltransferase 3
Cellular component (GO): nucleus
Molecular function (GO): methyltransferase activity
Source: RefSeq, a predicted model, not a curated record